Molecule: messenger RNA, 2331 nt
Organism: Lachancea thermotolerans CBS 6340
Lineage: Eukaryota; Fungi; Ascomycota; Saccharomycetes; Saccharomycetales; Saccharomycetaceae
Gene: RCY1
Product: Rcy1p
Exons: 1
Coding region: 1-2331 (776 amino acids)
Biological process (GO): Golgi to plasma membrane transport; exocytosis
Cellular component (GO): exocyst; cytoplasm
Source: RefSeq, a predicted model, not a curated record
AUGGAGGACCUAUUGAAGGUGACUAAUAUUGUCGUUGGGAUUGCGAGCAACCUAACGACACGAGACUAUCUGACCUUUCAACAAUUGAACAAAAAUGUUUAUUAUACUCAUCUGGUUGGACCAAAUGACAGCGAGUUCUGGUGCAAAAAGCUUCUAAGGAUAGGAUUGACAAAAGCCUCAGAUAAGGACGAAGUCCAGAUGAUGCUACAACAAGGAAAUGCUAUUGACGUGCUUUCCAAGUUGCAGGUGUUUACGACCUCAACAGCGAAAGCGGUCUUUAUAGAGCUACAUCGAUGCUAUCAGGGAUUCGUUGACAAGCUUUAUCACAGUGAUUUCAAAAAAUUCUUUUCUCCUGAAUACUCAAGCCCGCUUGCCCAAGCGAAAAUCAUUAUGAAUCUAAGCUUAUACGCGAAAGGGGACAUUAAUGACUACACCUAUUAUCACAAAGUACAAGAGAACUGGGGGAUUUUUAAGGAGCUGUUUAUCAAUACUGCUAUCAAAGAGAUGGAUCUGAGUUUCAGUCAGCAGGAUUUUGGUUCUGCCGCUGAGUUCAUUGAAGUGCUGUUGAUCUGUCAUGAGGAGAAUACUGCCAUUGACUUUUUCAAGAGUAAGAAUGACUUUGACAGUGAAGUUGAUUUGCCCCAACAGCUUUUCCCUCCCGAAUCCAGCGAAACUAGCAACGAAGUACUGCACCUUACUUUAGAGAAAAUAAAGAUCUUUUUGAACUCUAAAAUAGAAUUGGCAGAUACAUUAUUUGACGACAAGUACCCCAUAAUCCUUGAUUACCUAGAAUCAGUCAUUGCCAAUAGCAUAGCUGACUAUUUAGGUUCCCAAGUAAUUGAUGAUCUUCAAUCUCCUGGGGCCUAUUCAACCAUUAGCUUCAUGCCUCAAUUAUUCAAAUACGUUAAUGAGGAACUAAUUGACGGUCUAGCAGAGAGUAAAAAUGGUGGGCCCAGACUAAAGGAAAUUGUCAGAGAAUUUUUCAAUUUGUACUUGGAACCCAAAAUUAUGAACUAUCUUGACACUACCGUUCAAGAGUUUGGGCAGAAAAUAGAAUUGACACUAUUGAACUUUCAGAAGGAAACGACACUAAAAGAGCAGGAGCAAAACGAACAAAUAUACAGUGAUUUGAGAGAUAAGGCAUCAAAGCAGCAGCAGCUAAUCGACCAAAAAAACAACUUUCUCACAUCGUUCACUAAAAUAUUCAAAAUUACAAAUAACAACAGGACAGCAGAGGAAGAACGACUGCAGAUGGCCUAUAAUUUGAAUGUUAUGAACAACAAUCUUCAAAACAUCCAAGUUCUGGUCAGUCUUGAUUUGUGUUACAAAGUGGUUCAGGACUGUAAGUUCUGCAUAGAAAACAUGCGAACAUUCCUUAUUAUUAAUAAUAUCGCGGAUGUUGUUAAAUCAAAAUGCCAAGAGGUCUUUAAAACCUUGGUCACGACAUUAGCCAACGAACACUUUAGGCCAGGGUUCUUCAAAGCCAUUCAAAUUCUUGAACAGUACGACCCUAAUCAAUUGAAGAAUGUUGAGCUCGAAUUCGAGGCGCUAGGGUCCCACGUCGAACCACUAAUAAAGUUUACUGAGCUUGUGAAUACAGGUGACAUAGUCUUACAGAUGAUAUCCAUUUUUUACAAGAAUGAACUUAUCCAGACGAAUAUAAUGGACAGGAAUAAAGAUUUCCUCAACGAUGUUGUUCAAGUAAAGAAAAACUUCGAGACAAUGAUAGACGAUUAUGUCGCUAACGGUUUGAAUGUCGGGAUAAACAAGCUAAUGGACGAGGUUCUAUUUGUGUUUAGCAGUUUACAACUUCCUGAUGACUAUAAUCCCGAUCCAACUCAAGUUGCCAAAAAGGAGAUAAAACCUUCAAAAGCCGCGGCCAAAAACGUUGAGCUACUACGCAACCAUUGUUUUCUCUUGACUGGAGCCACAGAUAAGGGUACAAUCGACAUAUUCCAGCAGGAAGUCGGAGAGAGGUUCUUCAACGAGAUCGUCAAGAACAUAAAAAAAAACCUCAUUUCAAGCGAUGGGGCUGUUUUUCUAAUUUGUGACCUGAACUACUACUAUGAUUUCAUUGCUAAUGUGCUUAAACAAAAGCAAAUUGUGCCACUAUUCGCCGGCUUGAAAACAGUUGGACAGUUAUACCUCGUUUCAGGGAAAGAUUCAAAAGAGCUCGGUAAGAUGAUAUGUGACCUCGGCAGGUUCCAGGGCAUUUUUAGUCAGGAAGAGAUAUAUGAGCUUGUACAACGCCGAACAGACUGGGUAAGGGUAAGGAAGGAUGUUGAAAAAGUAAUGUAUGGUUUGGGCGUUAGCGAUUGUAUCAUUAUUUAG